CUUUUGCAAGUUAUUACCUAGGCAAAUUCCCACUUGCCCCUCGCGGGCGCAGCUUGAAGAGGCCCCUGGGACUGUGAUGCUGCCUGAGAAUCUUCGCUUUCAGCAGUAGGGUAGCCCCCAAAGGCAGCUGGCGCUUCGCACGCACCCCACUUUUCCCCAUCUCCUCCCCCGGCACUGUCCUCAGCUGCCCUCGACCUUUCGCACUCGUGACUGCCUGGCUAGGGAGCCUGGCCGACUGCAGCAGAGUUCUGAUCUCCUGCAGCCUCUUCUUGCCCCGAGCUGCCCAGGCCUUGGCGCCUGAGGCUGGCUUACCUCCCAGCCGUUCCUUCAUGGGCUUUGCUGCCCCCUUCACCAACAAGCGAAAGGCUUACUCGGAGCGUAGGAUCAUGGGGUACUCAAUGCAGGAGAUGUACGAGGUGGUAGCCAAUGUCCAGGAGUAUCGUGAAUUUGUGCCCUGGUGUAAGAAGUCUUUGGUGGUCUCCAGCCGCAAAGGUCACCUGAAGGCCCAGUUGGAGGUUGGCUUUCCUCCUGUCGUGGAACGUUAUACUUCUGCUGUUUCCAUGGUCAAACCUCACAUGGUCAAGGCUGUUUGCACUGAUGGCAAGCUCUUCAACCACUUAGAGACCAUUUGGCGGUUUAGCCCUGGUAUUCCUGCCUAUCCCCGAACUUGCACUGUGGACUUUUCGAUUUCCUUUGAAUUUCGUUCUCUGCUGCACUCCAAGCUGGCCGCCAUGUUUUUUGAUGAGGUUGUCAAAAAGAAUGUCGCUGCUUUCGAGCGCCGGGCAGCAACCAAGUUUGGUCCAGAAACAAUCAUCCCCCGUGAAAUGAUGUUCCAUGAGGUGCACCAGACUUGAGGCAAAGGAUUGUUCCCUAGCCUCUCCUCUCCUCUCCCUUCCCACCCAGUUCUCUUAUUUAUUUCAUUUGGCUCCUGCUCUAAUCUGAGAGAAGAAUCUGUGUUCAUAAUACUAUUCUCCCUCUCAAUUCCCCAGACACUGGGCUCUAAGCUGGCUGGAAAUGCUGGGAGAAAGAAAAGGCAGGGAGGUAUGGAAAGGAGAAAUGCCUUGGAAAUGGUCAGGCUCAUCCUGAGAGCCCUGUAUGCUUGAUGCCUGCAACCUUCUCACACUGAAUUAUAAUCAGGACUACACAGUUAUCUCAGCUCUUGUCAAAGUGCCUUAGUGUGUGACCAGGGAAAGACAGCAACUUUUUAAGGACUGAAUUCAUUGAGCUCUUUCCUCUGACAGAGAGCUGUUGGGUGGUCAAUAACUCUGCCUGCCUGAAAGCCUCAGGAGAUGCCCGAAAUCUGGCCCCAGCUUGAAAUCCAUAUGACCUCACUUUAAGAGUAUUUCCAUGCUGCCUGGAUAGUGGAAAGUGAAGGGCUUUCUUACCACCAGUGCCACAGGGGCAAGGAGCAAAAAACACUGAACAGUUGUACUCUUGGGUUGUACCUUAUUCUUCCACUUGGCCUGAGUUUUUAUAAAAUUUCAAUAAAUAAGUUAUGACAGUGUGAA
Molecule: messenger RNA, 1508 nt
Organism: Vicugna pacos (alpaca)
Lineage: Eukaryota; Metazoa; Chordata; Mammalia; Artiodactyla; Camelidae
Source: RefSeq, a predicted model, not a curated record